This is a messenger RNA of Molossus molossus (Pallas's mastiff bat), 1014 nucleotides long. It is a transcript of the gene FUNDC2, whose product is annotated as FUN14 domain containing 2. Gene Ontology annotation, biological process: autophagy of mitochondrion. Gene Ontology annotation, cellular component: mitochondrial outer membrane. NCBI's taxonomy places the organism in Eukaryota, Metazoa, Chordata, Mammalia, Chiroptera, Molossidae. Bases 16 to 573 code for a protein of 185 amino acids. The record is from RefSeq and is a predicted model, not a curated record. The transcript is spliced from 5 exons.
GCUGGGGCCUUGGGAAUGGAAACAUCUGACCCACGUGCCGGAAGCCAGAUUGCGGCGACGGCGGCACGCCACUCCGUGUCCUACGGCGCCGAGCCUCCAAGUGUGUCAUCGCGAGACCAUCUGUCUGAAAUGGCCGCGUCCACUCAAGGACAUUUUGAGUCACUGGACCUUGCAGAAUUUGCUAAGAAGCAGCCAUGGUGGCGCAAGCUGUUCGGGCAGGAAUCUGGGCCCUCAGCUGAAAAGUAUAGCGUGGCAACCCAGCUGUUAAUCGGAGGUGUCACUGGAUGGUGCACAGGUUUCAUAUUCCAGAAGGUUGGAAAGUUGGCUGCAACAGCUGUGGGAGGAGGAUUUUUUCUCCUUCAGAUUGCAAACCAUACUGGGUACAUCAAGGUUGACUGGCAACGAGUAGAGAAGGACAUGAAGAAAGCCAAGGAACAGCUGAAGAUCCGUAAGAGCAACCACAUAUCUACAGAGAUGAAAAGCAAAGCUGAGGAGAUGGUGUCAUUUGUGAAGAAGAACGUUCUAGUGACUGGUGGAUUUUUCGGAGGCUUUCUGCUUGGCAUGGCAUCCUAAGGAGACGACUUCACUUCCAUUAUUACUGGUUUUUUCCACCUAGACCAGCCUCUUCACUCCAUCAUAGGAAAUCAAGUCUCUUCCUCCUCCUGUUCUCCUGUGCCUUCCUCCCUGCUGUAGCAUAUCCGAAUGGCUUCUAUAGGCAUCUGUUACAAACUAAUAAGGCCCCACUGUGAGCCUCAUGACAACAAUGGAAGAGACUAUAGAUAUUAGCUCUCCUCCCAGAACACUCCCCACUUGACUAAUCUGUAUGUCAGCAAGAAUGUUCCUUUCCCCCCUACAUAAGAUACUAACACAUAAUACAAGAUGACUCGCUGUGGAGGAUGAGUGGAUCCUCAAAGGUUGUCCCAAAUUUGAUUUGGAAAAGGAAGAACAAGCACAUAGAUACCUUAUGUGCUGCAUGGAAAGGAACUGAAUACAUUUGCCUUUAAGCAUGAAGAA